Molecule: messenger RNA, 2542 nt
Organism: Exophiala xenobiotica
Lineage: Eukaryota; Fungi; Ascomycota; Eurotiomycetes; Chaetothyriales; Herpotrichiellaceae
Exons: 1
Coding region: 338-1834 (498 amino acids)
Molecular function (GO): hydrolase activity
Source: RefSeq, a predicted model, not a curated record
AGCAGACACCGCAGCUUCGCCUGAUUCGCUCACCAUUGGCCUGGUGAGCCUAUCGCAUCAUCAUCCAAGCCCCCAAACUACGCGUCAUUACAGCCGUUACAGCGAUCAACACGAGACGUCUCCUUCACGGCGCUGAGACCACAUCAGGAACAUCAUCUUCCAUCUUCACAUUUACUGUAACCACCCCCCGGUCUCCCAGUACUGCGCCCUCCUUCUCUUCGCAACACAAAAUCAUUACGACUGAAUGAGCGCUUUAAUUUUGCGACCGGCUGUACCAUAUCGUCCGCUUGCACAAUUACGCAGGUUAUAGCUAGAAGAUGCGCACCCCACCACCAUCAUGCCUCCAACUUCUUCCCCAUUGAGGAACGAAGAGUCGUCCUCCUCGACCGACGAGUCCUACGAUAUGACUGAAGGAAAAGAUUUUGCACGCUCGAAGAGCCCCCAGAGCCCCAAGAGCACCAAAGUCACCUUCAACAAUAUCGCCGACUUCCAAAAUGCCUCGACCAUCGACCCUCCCGAGAACAUGCUGGCCGAGACAUUCAUCCCAGAGGCCUUCAACAGACGGCCUCGCUCCAUGUCUCACCAUCUAUCCAGUCAAAAGAUCCCAUCAAGAAAAGCACUCAAGUUAAGAGCACGAUUCUGGCGGUCUCUCAUGAGUCUGGCUAUGCAUUUCCACGACUUCGCUCCUCCGCGAGCCCCGCGACCGUCCUUUAAACACAAAAUCCCAACAGACACUAUCCCAAUCGACCUACAUUUCUACCUCCCUCCACGUUACCAAGAAGUCCUCAACCGCGAUCCUGACUCUCGCUUCCCCGUUGUCAUCAACUUUCAUGGGGGUGGGUUCUGCUUGGGCGACGCCAGAGACGACCGGUAUUGGGCAAGAGUCGUCAUCGAACACACCAACGCCAUCUUCGUGAGCGUCGGCUACCGUCGUGCUCCGGAGCACCCAUUUCCCAUCCCUGUCGACGACUGCGUCGAGUCUAUACUCUACAUCUCUGAACAUGCCGCUGAGCUACACGUCGACCAGACCAAUAUCGCCCUUUCGGGCUUUUCCGCCGGGGCAAAUCUCGCCUUCUCCGCUCCCUUUCGGCUCGCACAUCACCACAACGUCAAUCCUAUCGCAGACAACAAGUCCUCCUCCCGACCCACCACAUCCCAUACCUUCAGCACAUUGAACGACGACACCGACACCGAGGCCAACGAUACCGAGCUACACUACCAGGAAACCCACAACUUCGUCACGCCCGUGCACUCAACCUCCAAGCUUGUCCAACAGCGGACCAACACACCCCUCCAAAUCCGCAGCGUAGUAGCCUGGUAUCCUCUACUGGAUUGGACCAUGUCCCGCUCACGCAAGAUCCGCGAAUCUCGCAAUCCUAAGAAAUGCCUUCCCAAGACUUUCACCGACCUGUUCGACUUCUCCUACCUCCCACCACCCGACAUCGCGGGCGACCACUGCAGCCCGUAUGCCUCUCCAGGUCUGGCGCACGACCAUAUGAUCAUCGACAGCCUUCCCCAGGAUAUCCAAAUGUGGCUGUGUGAGUGGGACAUGCUCCUGCGCGAGGGGCAGGUCUUCGCCGAGCGCCUCGAGAAACUCGGCAAGAGAAUCGACAGCAAACUCAUCCCCCGCGUGCCCCAUGCCUGGGACAAAUCACCCAAUCCGUUCCGAGAUCAAAAGGCCAUCGACUUCCUAUAUACCAAGUCGGCCAUGAACUUGAACAAGGUGUUCCAAAACAAGGACGGUCUAGGGCCGGGCAAUUCGAUGAGCUCGCUCCAUCCAACUGAUAGCAUCAUCGAAAGACAGCCCAGAAAGAGCAUCGUUUUGCCGCUGUAAGCGAGAUUUGACGACGACGACGACGACGACAGCACGCGGGGGCAGGAGCAAAAGUUGUAUCUCGCCAAUGUGCUCCAUCUCCAUUUAUACCUCUACAUUCCUUGCCAUUUGCAGCGUUGAGCGUGGGCAAUCUUCGCAUUCACAGCGUCGGCGCUCUGGGUCUCGCUGUGUCGUUCUUUGGCGCUGCUGCCUUUUUCUCUUUGCCCAGCCUUACGGUGUACGACGUUCGUUCGGCGAUGCAGGCAGGACGUUCUUCCAAUGCAAGGAAAUACGUUCUUAGUUGUCAGCGUUGCUGUAUGAAACGGAAGGAAAAUGGGCACGGGAAAAGGUUUCGUAAUGGGAUGUUAUAUGACCUCAGUCUUGUUAUGACAACUGGUAUCUAUAUAGGAUCGGAAACGAUAGGAAAGGAAAGGAAAAAGCAAGCAUGUCUUCACCUGUUCCAUGUCUUUUCCCCGUGUAUCUUGUCCAAGGUCUACGUUUCUCGGGUCUUGCUGAUUGUCCUUUUGUAAUUGUGUUGACCAGCUUACAACUUAUCAUUGUGCUUUUCAGACCGCCUCGAAUUUCACUUUCAAUUGAUGGUGGUCAAGUAUACCUACUAUCUGCCUUAUCGCGUGGUGAGCUUUUCCUGGCGACUUGAGUCUUCGACGUAUAGUCACUAGAGAUGAGAACUCUAGCUGCCGACCCACUAUCUAUUUUAUCUAGUUUUUG